Messenger RNA from Corvus hawaiiensis (hawaiian crow), 1529 nucleotides. RefSeq lists its product as uncharacterized. Gene Ontology annotation, molecular function: metal ion binding. The record is from RefSeq and is a predicted model, not a curated record. The coding region runs from base 132 to 1529 and encodes 465 amino acids. The transcript is spliced from 2 exons. Lineage: Eukaryota; Metazoa; Chordata; Aves; Passeriformes; Corvidae.
AUGCAGAAGUUAAACACAAGAAGCUGUAUUUUCCUUCUCCCCCGAUGCCUGUGGGAGCCAAAGUCCUGCUGCAAUGUCACCUGCUGGUGGAGGGUGACAAACCAAGUGACUGACUGUGACAUUACUGGGGGAUGUGUUGUGAUGUCACAUCCCUCACUGAUUGUAUCUGGGCACUGGCAGGGCCAGCAUGGCUCGAGCCUGGACUGCUGCCAAGGCUGCGAGGCCCGGACCAUCAAGCCAGGCAUCUCCUGCAGCUGUGUCGUGGGCUGAGGGCUGCCACUGGGAAUUCCCUGCCGGUCCUGGAGCCGUCACUGCAUGUCCCUAGCCCUGCCUGGUCUGGGCAGCCGGCACCGCGGCGCUUGCAGCACUGCAGCACGUGCCACACUUUGGAGGCGCUACGGAAUCAUCAAGGCUGGAAAAGACCUUCAACAUCCCCAAGUGCAGCUGUCGGCCCAGCACCACCUCCAGCGCCAGCAAUGGGGAGCAUCCUGUCCUUGCCUCUCCCUGCAGCGCCGCAGACCGCGGGCAAGGCCACGCAGACGGAGUGGAACUGCCCCGUGUGCCACAGCGUGCAGAGCGACACCGACGCGGUGCCCUGCGGCCACCGCUUCUGCCUGGGCUGCCUCCUGCGGCACACGGCCACCAGCCCGACGUGCCCGCUCUGCGCCAGCCCCCUGCUCAGCGCCCGCUUCUCCGUGCUGGGGCAGAACGACUUCCUGCAGUGCAUCCUCAGCCCGCCCGGAGUGCCGCCGGGGCCCGCCGGCUGGGCGCGGAGAGCUCUGUUCCGCCUGGUCCACACCCGCCCCGGGCCCUCGGCCCCGGCUGAGGCGGCGUGCGCGGGCCCGGAGGCCGCGGGAGGCUUCCCGGCCGACGAGUGGGAAGAGCUGCUGCACGGACAGGAGCAGCUCUUGGAGCCCGUGCGGCCCUGGCUGCGGCAGAGCCUGGACGCCAUCUACGGCCCGCAGUGGUGGGAGGCCAGGCCGGUGGAGAGCAUCGCCCUGUCCACCCUGUGCAUCUGCGGCCCGGACAGGGAAGCCCUGACCCACAUGCUGCGGAGCUACCUCGGGGAAUACACAGCACCGCUGGUGCACGGCCUCAUCCACGUCACCAUGCACCGCUGCAGGAACGCCUGGACGCCGCGGCGCUCCCCGGCUGCCCGGCAGGAGCAGGAGGAGAGCCCCGUGGCCAGCGCCGGCCUCUCGGCCCCGCCGGGCGGGACCCGCGGCCCCAGCCCCAGCCUGGCUCCCGGCCCCGCAGGGCCCGGCGGGGGGGACCCGCCCAGCGCCCCAGAACCCGCCCGCCCCCGGGGUCCCGGCCGCUCCCCGGCCGCGCCCGCUCCUGCGGAGCAGCCCCAGCCCCAGCCCCGGGCCGUGCCGCAGGAGGCCGCGCCGGCCCCAGGGCCCUCGGAGCCCCGCCCGCGCAGGAGCCUCCGGCUCCGGCUCCGGCCCACCCGGCGCUCUCAGAGGAGGAGGGCCUACAGAUACCGGCGCCCUUUGAGGUUCAGGAAGAGGAAACCAAAGACGAGAUAA